GAGGGUCGAGUUGAGACACCAACCUCUCAGUCCCAUUUCUCUUCUUGUGCCGCUCUGUCUGCAUUUAUCCUCUGCGUGUGUUUCCUCUUUGCAAUGUCUCCUCUCUGCGUUGCCUAGCAGUCUCCUGCCCUAAACAUGGAUAUCGGAGGCCUGACCACAGUGGUAGCAAACUCUGCUUACAUCAAUGCUCGUGGAAGUUUUGAUGGCACCAAUACAGCAGCAUCCCGGGAUAAGAAGUACCACUCCCGCCUCAGGUUGCCCAACCUCACAGUGUGUGAGGGCCUGAGGGACACCCUAGAUGUGAACUUUGACUCGGUGUGUGUGGAGCAGCCCAUCGGUAAGCGCCUCUUUCGGGAGUUCUUGGAUGCAAAUGCAGAGUAUCACGGUGCUUGUCGUCUGUGGAAAGACCUGGAGGCGUAUGACAAUGCGGAGGAUUCUGGGAGAGCAAAGAAGGCCUCAAAGAUCGUCCAGAACUACAUGGACCCCUCUGCCAAAAACUUCUGCUCCUUCCUGUCUGAGGACCUCGUUGCCAAGGUGAAGGAGAGCCAGGAGGCAGCAGGCGAUGAUCUGUUUGUUGCAGCCUGGGCCAAGCUGUUGGACUUUCUGCGAGACGCUCCUUACACCUCCUUCCUGGAGAGCCUGUUUCUGAAGAGGUUCCUGCAGUGGAAGUGGCUGGAGAUGCAGCCCAUGGACGCAGACUGGUUCCUGGACUUCCGUGUGCUGGGGAAAGGUGGGUUUGGGGAGGUGUCUGCGUGUCAGAUGAAAGCCACAGGGAAACUGUACGCCUGUAAGAAACUCAACAAGAAGAGGCUGAAGAAGAGGAAAGGCUAUGAGGGGGCGAUGGUGGAGAAGAGGAUUCUUGAGAAGGUUUACAGUCGCUUCAUUGUGUCAUUGGCGUACGCCUUCCAGACAAAGGAAGAAAUUUGUCUUGUGAUGACCAUCAUGAACGGAGGAGACCUCAAGUACCACAUCUACCUGGUGGAUGAGAACAACCCGGGCUUUGACGAGCCCAGAGCCUGUUUCUACAUCGCUCAGAUCAUCCAGGGCCUGGAGCACCUCCACCAGAAGAGAAUCAUCUACAGAGAUCUUAAACCAGAAAAUGUGCUGCUGGAUAACGAUGGGAAUGUGCGUAUAUCUGACCUGGGUCUUGCUGUGGAGCUGAAAGAAGGAAAAACACAAACUAAAGGAUACGCUGGGACACCAGGUUACAUGGCUCCAGAGAUGCUGAAAGGAGAGAAGUAUGACACCUCGGUUGACUACUUCACUCUGGGAGUUACUCUGUUUGAGUUCAUUGCAGCUAAGAACCCGUUCAGAAACAGAGGGGAGAAGGUUGAGCGUGAGGAGAUGAAAGAGCGAAUGCUGACACGGGAGGUGACCUAUGAGGACAACUUCAGUGAGCAUGCUCGGUCGCUCUGUGAUGCGCUGCUGGCUAAAGAUGUUGAGAAGAGGAUGGGCUUUAAGAACGAGUGCUGCGAUGACAUCAGAGCGCACCCUUUCUUCAGUGGCAUCAACUGGAGGAAACUGAACGCAGGAAUUCUGCAUCCGCCUUUCGUCCCGGACCCUAAAGUGGUGUACGCUAAAAGUCUGGAUGAUGUUGGCGCUUUCUCCUCGGUGAAGGGAGUGACCUUGGAUGAUCCUGAUAAAACCUUUUUUGAUGAGUUCUCCUCAGGCAACAUCCCCAUCCCCUGGCAGGACGAGAUGAUCGACACAGGCAUUUAUGGAGAGCUCAAUGUUUGGGGUCCUAACGGCAGCAUCCCCAAAGAACGCAGGGAGUCCAUAAUGGAGCAGACGAAAUCCUCAACCUGCUGCGUAUCGUAGAGUGAUGGAAACACCUUGAAAAUUCUAAUAAUAAUAGACUUAUGUGUCAUGAAGACUCAUACUCUCAGGAAAGACACAAGUCUCUUUUGAACCCGCAGUUCAAACUGUUUGUGACUCUUUUAUUACAUUUAAAUAGUGAGUGCAGUAACGAAAACAGAAAGGAUGGUGAUUUUCCAUUUGGAGUGGACUUUAAGUAAUAAUGUUGAAGGUUUUUAUUUAAAUAAAUCUGUUAAGUCACUUUUUAUCCCCAAAUUAGUUAGCACAAUGGGGAAUUACUCUUAUACCCCACUGUCGGGUUUACAGCAUUAGAAACUGGGUGUGUUGGGCAACACGUCCUGGAAUAAUCAUUGGGGGCAUCCUACGGGAAGCCACAUCCAGAAACACACCUGCAAUUACAGCUUAUUGCUAUAGGUGAAAUUUACAGGGAACUUCCAGAUUACACCUUAAAAACUGACAUAAUUUCCCCUUGUUUUCUUGGCCGUUCUAUCAGUCUUUACUAUUUGUGUGCAUGUGGUAAAUGAUUGUCAUACGUUUAGGUUUAAAAUGCAUAUAAAGUAGAAGAUUUUUUAAGAAGGGGGUUAGUUAUGUGAUACAUUUGGUGAUGAGUGAGAGUGACAUGUUGAAUAUGUAAAAAAAUGUAUUUUCUUCUCUUGCACAUGUGCUCCUAUAGAGUGUAGGUUGUUGUUAUUGACGCUACCGCCUUUAGUUUGAACUUUAAACAGCUAAAUAACUGCUGUUGCCGAAAUACCAAAAGCUACGACACCAGGAAUGUACAUUUUUUGAAAACUUCUUUUUCAUGUGUUUUAUUUCAUAGAUCAUAAUUUUACUCUUUGUACAAAAGAUUGAAAAAAAAGCAGUGCACCUUUGAUAAAAGUAAAUGUAGUCAAAUUGUUAUGAAAUAAAGCUAGAUAUAGAGACACGUUUACAGCAUUUCCUUUUUUCUUUUGAUUAAAAUCUGAGAUAUGAACUGUAUAAAAAAGUGCUGGCAAAUAAAAUAGCUUAUUGA
Molecule: messenger RNA, 2824 nt
Organism: Eleginops maclovinus (Patagonian blennie)
Lineage: Eukaryota; Metazoa; Chordata; Actinopteri; Perciformes; Eleginopidae
Gene: grk1a
Product: G protein-coupled receptor kinase 1 a
Exons: 7
Coding region: 136-1818 (560 amino acids)
Biological process (GO): signal transduction; protein phosphorylation; regulation of signal transduction
Cellular component (GO): cytoplasm
Molecular function (GO): rhodopsin kinase activity; ATP binding
Source: RefSeq, a predicted model, not a curated record